UCUGUCCCUCCCUCCUUCGGUGUGUGAGUCCGUCUGGCAAGGUUUGGCGCAUCAGCGGAGAACAGGAGAGAGAGAGGACGUGAUUUGGAGCUGCGGUUCUUUCCCUAGAUUCUGCGAGCAGUGGCCUCCCGCUUUAGGACGCCCGACUCCUUUUGGAAUUGUACACUCUCUUUGCUGCUAACUUCUCUGCCUAUUCCACACCGGCCUUAUCCACCCGGCAAACCGCACUAUUCUGAACACCCAUUCCAUUGAUAGCGGUCCAUUAAGCGCAGCAAGAACAGAACUGCGAAGAUGUCUGGGCAAGGCUAUCAGGGCAAGAAGAACAUUCCCCGCAUUACAAGCGACCGUCUCCUGAUCAAAGGGGCGAUAAUCGUGAAUGAUGACCAAUCCUUCUGUGCUGACGUCUACAUGGAGGAUGGUCAUAUCAAACAAAUUGGCGAGAACUUGAUAGUGCCCGGUGGGGUGAAGACCAUCGAUGCCCACGGGCGCAUGUUGAUGCCAGGGGGCAUUGAUGUGCACACACGCUUCCAGAUGCCCGACCGAGGCAUGACCUCGGUGGACGACUUCUACCAGGGCACCCGCGCCGCUCUGGCAGGGGGCACCACCAUGAUCAUUGACCACGUGGUUCCGGAACCCGGGGUCAGUUUGCUGUCUGCCUUUGAGCAGUGGCGUGAGUGGGCGGACAGCAAGUCGUGCUGUGACUACUCUCUACAUGUGGACAUCACUGAGUGGCACAAGGGAGUCCAGGAGGAGAUGGAGGCCCUUGUCAAGGACCACGGUGUCAACUCCUUCCUUGUCUAUCUGGCUUAUAAGGAUGUUUUCCAGCUUGCUGACUCUCAGGUCUAUGAGGUGUUCAGUGUGAUCCGGGACCUGGGGGCCAUCGCUCAGGUCCAUGCUGAGAAUGGAGACAUUGUGGCUGAGGAGCAGCGUCGUAUCCUGGAGCAGGGCAUCACUGGACCUGAGGGACACGUCUUGAGCCGUCCUGAAGAGGUGGAGGCAGAGGCUGUCAAUCGUUCUGUGACAGUAGCCAAUCAGACCAACUGUCCCCUCUACAUCACUAAGGUGAUGAGCAAGAGUGCUGCUGAUGUCAUCGCUCAGGCCAGGAAGAAGGGCACGGUGGUGUACGGGGAGCCAAUCACUGCCAGCCUGGGCACAGACGGCUCACACUAUUGGAGCAAGAACUGGGCCAAGGCCGCCGCCUUCAUCACGUCCCCGCCCCUCAGCCCAGACCCGACCACGCCCGACUAUCUCAGCUCCCUGCUCUCCUGUGGAGACCUUCAGGUGACGGGCAGUGCCCACUGCACCUUCAACACUGCCCAGCGCGCCGUGGGCAAAGACGACUUCACCCUCAUCCCCGAGGGUACCAACGGCACUGAGGAGAGAAUGUCCCUCAUCUGGGACAAGUGUGUGGUGACAGGUAAAAUGGAUGAGAACCAGUUUGUGGCGGUCACCAGCACCAACGCUGCUAAAAUCUUCAACCUGUACCCCCGUAAGGGCCGCAUCGCUGUGGGCUCUGACGCCGACCUGGUACUCUGGGACCCAGACGUCACCAAGAUCAUCUCAGCCAAGAGCCACAACUCGAAUGUGGAGUACAACAUCUUUGAGGGUGUGGAGGUGCGUGGCGCCCCCCUGGUAGUGAUCAGCCAGGGUAAGAUCGUCCUGGAGGAGGGGAACCUCCACACCACCGAGGGGUGUGGCCGCUUCGUGGGCCGGAAGCCCUUCUCUGACUACGUCUACAAGAGGAUAAAGGCCCGCAGCAGGCUGGCUGAGCUAAGGGGUGUUCCCCGGGGGCUUUAUGACGGGCCUGUCUGUGAGGUGUCAGUCACACCCAAAACUAUGACUCCUGCCUCCUCUGCCAAGACCUCUCCAGCCAAGCAGGCAGUAGCCGGCGCCCAGCCUGUCCGCAACCUGCACCAGUCAGGGUUCAGCCUAUCUGGUGCUCAAGUUGAUGACAACCUUCCUCGGCGUAACACCCAGCGCAUUGUGGAGCCACCUGGUGGCAGGGCCAACAUCACCAGCCUGGGUUAACCCCUCCCAUUGGCCACCAGGGGAAACGAGGGCUUGAGGAGAGGGCCAUCAGGGACUAGGGGCCAUUCCACCAGGAGCCAAACCAAUUCUCCCCUCCUCAAUCUCUCUCCCCCAUCUGCCGCUCCCCACUCUCUCUCCCCCGACACCCCACUAUAAAGGAGACACCUAUAAAAAAGAUUUGCCUCAUUUGAAGAAAAAAAGAGAGGAAAACAACAGCCCUUAUUUGAGCACUUUUGACUCUAUUAUUUAGUGUUCUCUACUGUACUUUCUUCCUGCCAUGUAUCAUUUAGUUUAGUCAAGACAGUGCAUGUCGCAUUUGCACGGAGGAAGUCCAAUCUGCUUCCGUUCGUCUUUUUUCAUUUUCAAUGUAGUGUAAAUGAAGUAUGGAGACACAUGGGUAACAUGUUCUACAUCAGAUUAGUUGCACUAACAUUAUGUAUUGAACAGACAUGGAAGAGAUAAGUUGCUUAUGCCUUCCUCAAUAUUGAUCUUUUCCUCUUUUCACUGGUUUGUGUUUGUUCUCUACUGUUUAUACAGCCUUGCCCUCCACUGUGCUUGUCAUCUCCCACACUGUUAGGAUCAGUACAGCACUGGCUACGAUCAACACAAUUUAUUGACUUGUCCAUUGUUAUUGUUUAAAGCUGGUAGUAUGCUAUCCUCGUCCUCAGGUUACGGGAUGAGGCAUGAGAUUAGUAGUAAGCUGAACCACUGUUGAAAACCUUAAAGGAACUUCUCACGGGUGCUCAUCUCAUGUCAUCCCACCAGUAGAUUUGUUUGAAGGAAUAAAUGGAAUGAAAAAACAUGGUCCAUAUUUAGAAGCUGCUGGUGAGCCAGGAAAGUCCAGUAGAUUAGGAGGAGUUUUGGCGGGCGGUGGAUAGAGCGCUGUCUCCCAGGGAGAAGCCGGCAUGGAACUUAACGGCCCAUGAGAGGAGAUGUGACUCAAAUUUAGGAUGUUGGGAGGAGUGUAACCGGGCGGCAGCGAAGGAAGGAAGAUUUGUCAGAAUACUAGGGAAUGCCCAAUUUUUCAUAGCCUCAUUCAACUCACCCUCUCAGCUACGCUAUAGUACAGUAUGUGCCCAUAUACCUCGCCUGAAGGGGAUUGUAAUCUAUCACUGUAAUGGGAUCUUUGAGAUUCAUACACCAUUUAAUUGACAGUGUUGCAGGCAGCAUCCCUCCCUCUGUUCUAGAAUGUCCCAGUACCAAACAGUACAUUCAGAAGACUGAACGUUUUUCUGCUCCCGGCCUCCUCUUUUUAAUUCAUGCACUCCCCCUUUUCCUUUUUAACUCUUUAUGUGCCUGAACCCACAGAAGUUGUACUGAUAGUUCGAUUUUGUAUUAUUCUUAUUAUGGUAAGCGAAGGAUGUAAGAUAAAAAUGUAAAAUAGCUGAUGUUAACCGAUACAAAGGUGCCAGAUUUUUGUUAUUUUGUAUUCCACUGAUAGUGCUCCUUUAAAAACAACAAUGCUUACGUAAUAUGUUCAAAUGUUUUAGUUUUUAACUGUUGUUAUAUUUAGUGUCAUUCUGUAAGCUGUGGUCUGAGGCUGAACACUAUUCAUUUGAGCUUGAAAGUAGACCUGGAGUAAUGCAUAUCUAACUAAUGUGCAGUGUUAAUGUGUAAGGGAUGGGACACACACUGGUCCCAGUGCACCACUCCUUGGGUCUCAGACCUGGAGUGCUGGUAAUGGCCCUUUGUUUUGCAUGGUCUGGUUUUCAUUAAGGCAAAGCAGUCUGGCAGCUGUUUUCUACCUUCACUCGCAUGUCAGCGAGAUCCUGGCCUAAAAGUCGCUGUUCUUUCAGUGUUCGCAUUUUGCAACACACUCACUCACACUGUUACAGACACACUCACCCACACCGUGACAGACACACUCACCCACACCGUGACAGACACACACACUCACACUGUUACAGACACACUCACCCACACUGUUACAGACACACUCACCCACACUGUGACAGACACACUCACUCACACUGUGACAGACACACGUACUCACACUGUUACAGACACACUCACUCACACUGUGACAGACACACACAUUCUCGCGCUGUUACAGACACACACACUCGCACGCAUGCACUCACAGAACAAGUGGUGUCUGUAUGUCCUUCCAGCACUGUGCUGUGGCUUGGACCCUUGGUUUUCCUGGCUGUGUUAAGGUCUCAUAGGAAGCCCUUAGAAGGUAGAGUCUUUUUCAGGGUAGUAAUGGUAUCUGUGUUUAAGGAAUCCAUAGCAGGGAAAUGAAAGUUUGACACUUCAGUGUGACUGCCUACAAGGAAUGAGAUUAGACAGGGAUGGGAGGGAGGUCUGCUUGUUAGUGUUCAAUCACUCAGGUGAAAGGGUCACUCCAGUCAGCGUUUGGAUGAUCUAAUGCAGCCAGAUGACUAUAUCUCAGAAUUGUGCAUAUGCAUACAGUACCAGUCAAAAGCUUGGACACCCCUACUCAUUCAAGGGUUUUUCUUGAUUUGUACUAUUUUCUACAUUGUAGAAUAAUAGUGAAGACAUCAAAACUAUAAAAUAACACAUAUGGAAUCAUGUAGUAACCAAAAAAGUGUAAAACAAAUCAAAAUAUAUUUUAUAUUUGAGAUUCUUCAAAGUAGCCACCCUUUGCCUUCUUGAAAGUUUUGCACACACUUAGCAUUCUCUCAACCAGCUUCACCUGGAAUGCUUUUUCAACAGUCUUGAAGGAGUUCCCACAUAUGCUGAGCACUUGUUGGCUGCUUUUCCUUUACUCUGCGGUUCAACUCAUCCCAAACCAUCUCAAUUGGGUUGAGGUCAGGUGAUUGUGGAGGCCAGGUCAUCUGAUGCAGCACUCCAUCACUCUCCUUAUUGGUCAAAUAGCCCUUACACCGCCUGGAGGUGGGUUGGGUCAUUGUCCUGUUGAAAAACAAAUGAUAGUCCCACUAUGUGCAAACCAGAUGGGAUGGCAUAUCACUGCAGAACGCUUUGGUAGCCAUGCUGGUUAAGUGUGCCUUGAAUUCUAAAUAAAUCACAGUGUCACCAGCAAAGCACCAUCACACCUCCUCUUCCAUGCUUCACGGUGGGAACCACACAUGCGGAGAUCAUCUGUUCACUUACUGUGUCUCACAAAGACAGGACGGUUGGAACCAAAAAUCUCAAAUUUAUACUCCUCAGCCCAAAGGACAGAUGUCCAACAGUCUAAUGUUCAUUGCUCGUGUUUCUUGGCCAAAGCAAGUCUCUUCUUCUUAUUGGUGUCCUUUAGUAGUGGUUUCUUUUCAGCAAUUCGACAAUGAAGGCCUGAUUCACGCAGUCUCCUCUGAAUAGUUGAUGUUGAGAUGUGUCUGUUACUUGAACUCUGUGAAGCAUUUAUUUGGGCUGCAAUUUAUGAGGCUGGUAACUCUAAUGAACUUAUCCUCUGCAGCAGAGGUAACUCUGGGUUUUCCUUUCCUGUGGCUCACAUGAGAGUCAGUUUCAUCAUAGCGCUUGAUGGUUUUUGCGACUGCACUUGAAGAAACAUUCAAAUUUCUUGAGAUUUUCCAGAUUUACUGAUAUUCAUGUCUUAAAGUAAUGAUGUACUGUCGUUUUCCUUUGCUUGUUUGAGCUGUUCUUGCCAUAAUAUGGACUUGGUCUUUUACCAAAUAGGGCUAUCUUCUGUAUACCCACCCCUACCUUGUCACAACACAACUGAUUGGCUCAAAUGCAUUAAGAAGGAAAUAAAUUCCACAAAUUAACUUUUAAGAAGGCACACCUGUUAAUUGAAAUGCAUUCCAGGUGACUACUUCAUGAGGCUGGUUGAGAGAAUGCCAAGAGUGUGCAAAGCUGUCAUCAAGGCAAAGGGUGGCAACUUUGAAGAAUCUCAAAUAUAACAUACAUUUUUAUUUGUUUAACACUUUUUUGGUUACUACAUGAUUCCAUAUGUGUUAUUUCAUAAUUUUGAUGCCUUCACUAAUAUUCUACAAUGUAGGAAAUAGUAAAAAUAAAGAAAAACCCUUGAAUGAUUUAAACUGUACUGUCUGGCAUGUAAGAUUAAGGCCGGGAUAAGUCUCCGUCCUCACAUGUGAAGAGUAGGCUACAUGGCUGGGCAAAAACUCUUUAUUUUCUCUUUGCCUCUUCACUUUUUUAUCAUUCUCAUUGAGAUAUUAUGGUCAUCAUUAUUCAGAUUUUGGUUAUUAUUGUGAUUAUUUUUGUCAUUAUUGUUUUACUAUGAUGACUAACAAUAUUUUAGAUUUUAGAUUGUCCAGUUGUUCUUCUCAUCCCAUGGAAAACCCUGGCCAAUGUAUUGAUAUUUUUUCAGCGUGAGUCUCCCACUUGCUUGCUUGGUUUUGGAAUGCAUUUCUCUCAAACGGAGGGGGAUGCAGGGUUAAAAUGAUUCAUACCUCUAUUCCCAUAGACUGGAGGGUGGAGCAAGGGGCCUGCCAAAGCACAAAUAAGAUCUGUCAGCCAGAAGCGCAUGAGUCCUCCUGAGACUCAAAGUAUGUCUGCUCGUUUCUACCCCUCUCUCCCUCUUUCUCUCUCUCUGGCUCUUCUAUUGUUGCCCUCUGUUGCCUUGACUACGAGGCCCUUGAGUCACCCUAGGCCCUGAUUUUUGUUUGUCAUGGCAACGGUUGUAAGAUCGGAAUUUGCCCAUAGCAACCCCUCCGGACCUGGUGCUACUAGAAGAGCAUGUAGUCUGUGGCAGACUAGCUGUAUGGAAGCCAUGCACUCUGUAGAACUCUGUAGAACUCCUUCCACACCAACAUUUUCUUCCCUACCCUGCCUUUCUAAACUGAACUGCUGCUGCAGAACCACACUGUUUCAGUGUGUCACCGUCUGUAUAUAAGCUUUUGGUUAGUUGGGUGGGAUCCACAUACCUCUGCUGACCCAGGAUUCGUUGGCCCUUGAAUUGUGUCUUUAAGAUUGCACCACAAGCUUCACAUCACAGCAAUUACACAGAGCUCCUCUACAAGGCCACAGAUAUCUACCAAUCACCCAACGCUGGUUGUGGAGCACCCAUGCCUAAAGCAUUGACUCAGAAAUUGUAAACCAGCUGUCAACGCUGGCGCUGCCAUCGUGUCCCCACAAUAUACUGUAUACACACAAGCCCCUUUUAUACCUGGUUCUAACUUUUGUCCUGAUCUUGUACACAUUCACAUUGUGCUCAAAUUUUUUGACAAGUGUCUGGAUAUCUUACAAGUGUAGACAGAUCUAGACAGGGAAACCAUUGAAAUAAUUAUUCCUCCCUCUAAAAUCAUUGACAGUUGGCAGCAUUGACUGAUUACAUCAAUAUGUGUCGUAAAAUACAUUUUAUUUUGAAAGAAUAGCUGUGGAAUAAUUUGCAUAAAGUAAGGGACCGGGAAAUCUUGCCACAAUGCAGACACAGUGGACAGAUAACAGACACAAGGUAAUACCAUGUGUAGACACAUGUCUGGAAAUGUGGGCACAAUCAGAAUGUAGACAAGAUCAGGACAAAGCACCCAUGUUAGCUCCAGGUAUAAACAGGGCUGUAGACACACACAUGCAAGCAUUCCUUCUUCUUGCUCUGUCAGUUUGGAUGUUUUUCUUUUCACAUCGCUAAUAGGUGAUGUAAGCGAAACACAGAUUGAGAGUUUUAGGUUGGAGGUUGAUAAUGCUGUUCAAAUCCCACCCCACACCCCAUGUCUCCCCCCUCCACCUAACCCCCUCGGAUUGUGAAAGUGAAACUGUGUGAUGGUGUUUGUCUUGAUGGCUGUGGGGUUUUGAGGAUGCUUGCUCUCUAUGGAAAGUGUCAAAUCCCAUGGAUGGUGAUGUAAAAACAAUAACCAAAAAAAAUAAAGAUCAAAAACAAAACUCA
This is a messenger RNA of Salvelinus fontinalis (brook trout), 7795 nucleotides long. Its product is annotated as dihydropyrimidinase-related protein 2-like. NCBI's taxonomy places the organism in Eukaryota, Metazoa, Chordata, Actinopteri, Salmoniformes, Salmonidae. Bases 292 to 2028 code for a protein of 578 amino acids. The record is from RefSeq and is a predicted model, not a curated record. Gene Ontology annotation, molecular function: hydrolase activity, acting on carbon-nitrogen (but not peptide) bonds, in cyclic amides. The transcript is spliced from 14 exons. Gene Ontology annotation, cellular component: cytosol; cytoplasm.